Molecule: messenger RNA, 1104 nt
Organism: Vanrija pseudolonga
Lineage: Eukaryota; Fungi; Basidiomycota; Tremellomycetes; Trichosporonales; Trichosporonaceae
Product: putative aldose 1-epimerase
Exons: 3
Coding region: 1-1104 (367 amino acids)
Biological process (GO): beta-D-galactose catabolic process via UDP-galactose, Leloir pathway; glucose metabolic process
Molecular function (GO): carbohydrate binding; aldose 1-epimerase activity
Source: RefSeq, a predicted model, not a curated record
AUGUCGUUCGCUGCUCUGUCCGCCUCCUCUGCUGCGCCGCGCUCCGCCGCCGGGCUCAAGGUCAUCACCAUCAAGGCGGAGGGCAUCGAGGCGAGCUUCAUCCCGUACGGCGCGCGCCUCGUCUCCCUCCGCGUGCCGGACCGCACUGGCGCCUGGCGCGAGGUGAACGAGGGGUACGCCGACCCGGCGCAGUACCACGCCGAGAAGGGCAACGCGUACUUUGGCGCCGUGGUGGGCCGGUACGCGAACCGCAUGGCCCACGGCCGCUUCUCGCUCGGGGGCAAGACCUUCCAGGUCACCAACAACGACCACGGGGGACAGAACGCGCUGCACGGCGGCGUGCGCGGGUAUGACGCGCGCGACUGGGCCGUCGAGGCGUCCACGGACACUAGCGUGACCUUUGCGCUUGGUGACGACGGGUUCGAGGGGUUCCCGGGCAAGGUUCUCGUGCACGCGACCUACACUGUGGCCAAGGGCACCCUCCGCGUCGCGCUCACCGCGCUCCCGCUCGACGAGGCGACGCCGAUCCUGCUCACGACCCACGCGUACUUCAACCUGUCGAGCACGCUCGCCCCGACCGUGCUCGACGACGUGCUGCACGUGCCGCAGGGCAGCCGCGUCGUCGCUGUCGACGGCAUCUCGGUGCCCACGGGCGAGGUGCUCACGGUGUCGGGCGACCACCCGCUCAACUACACUGCUCCUCGGGUGGUGCGCGACGGCGCGCAGGGCGCCAAAUUCUGCGGCGAGGGCGGCGUCGGCAUCGACAACUGCUUCGUGUUCGACCGGCCCGAGGCGCCGAACUCGGCCUCCGUCGGCCCGGCACAGGUUAUCCUGGCGUCCAAGGCGACUGGUAUCCGCCUCAGCGUGCACACAAACCAGCCCGCGAUCCAGCUCUACUCUGGUAACGGGUUCGACGGCAGCGUCGAGACCCAGCUCGGAAAGGCAGAGCAGUACAGCUCGAUGGCUAUCGAGCCACAGGGAUGGAUCGACGCCGUCAACCACCCCGAGUGGGGCUACAACGACGUCUACUCGCCCGCGCGUGCGCAGUAUGUCAACAUCUCCGAGUAUGUCUUUGACACGGUGCCCGAGGGCCAGGAGAUCUAG